AUGGGAAAUUGCUUGAGGAAAAAGAUUCAAGAGCCAGAGUCACCAGUUGCCAUUAUUCCAAGGCCUCCCACUGGGGACAUUGGGUUACAAGUUUCUCUCCCCGAGAAGAAGAUUAAUGGAACAGUUGAAGAGAGAGCUCCAAAUGCUUCCCCAACUUUCUUACAAGGUCAAGAAAAGAAGACUAUACGUGAAAGACGUAGAUUACCACUUCAAGAAAGGAAUUCAAUCAUCUGUUCAAACACAGAUAUAGGUGCAGAAAAGAUUGGUAAAAAUACAAGGCAUGGUUAUGCAGCCACUCCAAGUCCAAAAAAUUGGACUUUGGAGACGGUAACUUGGAAGGAAGGAGGGUUCCGGGAUUACAAGCUUUACUGCUUUUGUUAUAGUUCCUUGAAAGCUGCCACACGCAAAUUUAGCAGUAAGAAUUUAAUCGGACAAGGCGGAUUCGGCGAUGUCUACAAAGGGUAUGUCAGUUAUUGCAACUUGAACUCUGCUGCAAAACCAAGUGAAGGAUUUCCUAUUGCUAUCAAAAGGCUCAGGAAGACUGGAGCACAAGGCCAUGAACAAUGGGAGAAUGAGAGGAAAUUUAUGAGCAAAAUAAGCCAUCCAAACAUAGUGAAGCUAAUAGGGUACUGCUGCGAAGGUGAGCACAGAAUGUUGGUCUAUGAGUAUAUGAGCGGAGGAAGCUUGGAGGCCCAACUCAUGACAGAAAAUGCUACACUACUAGAUUGGAGCAGAAGAAUCAAAGUAGCACUUGGGGCGGCCAAGGCUCUGAAUUGUCUUCACACUCAUAAGACGCCAUUCAUUCAUCGCGAUCUAAAAGCUUCGAAUGUUCUGUUGGAUGAUGACUGCAAUGCUAAGCUUUCAGACUUUGGCCUUGCUAAAUAUGGACCCCGAGAUGGCCAGGACCAUGUAAUGACAAGGAUUCUUGGCACCAAAGGCUACAUUGCACCUGAAUACAUAGGGACAGGGCAUGUGACACUCAAAACCGAUGUAUACAGCUUUGGUGUGGUGCUCUUGGAGAUUUUGUCAGGCUCCUGUGCCGUGAAGAAAUACUCGGAUGGGAUGGCGGGUGAUCUAACCAAGUGGGCUGAACCAUAUCUUAGUAACAGGCGGAAGCUGCAUCAUGUGAUUGACCAGAGACUUGGAAAUAACUUCCCUGUGGAAGAAGCUCACAAGUUUGCUGAGCUCAUCCUCCGGUGCCUUGAUUCAGACCCCAAGAGCAGACCAACAAUGGCUGAAGUUGUGGGUGAUUUGGAGCAGUUACAAGAAAACAGAAGCAGCAGCAAUCGGGUCUCGGUCCAUGUUACUACGUUCACCCCAUGCCCUCCUUACAGAAGCAUUUUCCCUGGAUGA
This is a messenger RNA of Prunus mume (Japanese apricot), 1353 nucleotides long. Lineage: Eukaryota; Viridiplantae; Streptophyta; Magnoliopsida; Rosales; Rosaceae. The record is from RefSeq and is a predicted model, not a curated record.